GCCCAUUCAAUUACAAGAUAAUACAGCUUCUUCUUCCAGAAAAGUGCUUCUUCGAGGUGAUGGAGAUAAGCGCACUUGUUGUGUGUGUAUUUGGGACUUUUCACAUACUCUUAUUUCAUAAUAAAUUAUAUUAUCUAUUCGUAGUAACGGGUGUCAAAAACACUAAAAUAAUGAAGAAAGGGCAUCUAUUUUCGCUAGGAAGGCUACGUGUGUAGGGUCAAAUUUGCGAGGGUAUAACAAAUUGAGACUUAAUGUUUUAUAAAGGAUGUACUUUUUGCCCCAAGAGUCAACACAUGGCUCCAUGGUCGCGCAUGGUAUCCACUCGUCAACGGAAUCUGCCUCUCCGGACCACUGCACCAAGAAGCGGUAAUAAUAACCCUAUAACAAUUUACGGAACAGCUAGGCAAACGAGUGGGUUCACUCUUCCACUGCGGGGAAUCGAGGGGCGAGUCUGUUCGCUGUAUAUAUACAGCCAAAUGAGCCAAUGCACAGCCUUUGUUGUGGAUCGGGCGAAUCAUUCAUUGUCUCCACAAGAAUAGUUUAAAAGGAAUAAUGUAAAAAUCAACCGAUAUUGUCUGGUUACUGUCAAUGGCAGUAGUACACUGGGAGUAAAAUAGCGUUGAGCGGAGGAAUAGACCUACAUCGUUCUGAGCUGAGAGCACGGCGAACAAAUCACCACGACAUGGCCAUUUCGCCUAUAUUUGUUCCUCAAUCGAAGACUUUUCUCGGUAUAUUAUUCUUCCUAUCGGGCGUAUGUGGUUUCUCUCCUGUCCAAGCUGGGCUUGAGAGUAGUGACUUACCAGGCUUGAAGAUGAUGACAUUUUGGAAUGACUGGGUUGAAGAGAACAUUCUAUCAUCUCUCAGGGUUGGUGAGGAAUCGUAUAAAUCAAAAUGUUUCACUGAGAUUGAGCAGAUCUUCACAGAAGGAGGAGAGAAGCGGAAUACAAUCAUAGAUGCAACAGGCAAGCCAUCCUCGGGGAUCUUACAGGGUAAUGUCGCCUGGUUAGGAGAUUUCAGGCAGUGUAUGGACGCUACAGAUCUUCACUACUGUCUCCUCAAGUUACCAAUACACGCAGAGGCAUUUAGCAGGAGGGUGAGUGGUUCAUUGUCACUUGGUGUCUGCGUUCCUGAAGAAUGUUCAGGAAAGGAUAUCAAUGAUGCCAUAAAAUUCAUUGAUAUUUUAUUAUUUAACGGUACUAAGAAUCUGAUGAUCCACUGCAGUGAUAGACUAAAUCCAUUAAGCGAUUCUGGGUUCAUAUGCACCAUAGUGUUUCUGUCACUGCUUUGUGCACUCUGUCUGGGCGCAACGGCUUAUGAGAGUUAUCGCCAUCACUAUACCAACAUAUCGGAUGAAGAAAGUAUACCCAUACUUCAACGGCAGUCUUCUUGCAAUAGCAAUGAACAUAGUCUAAGAAAGACUGAAAUAGAUGAUUCUAAAGAUCUGUCAACGUGGCGGCGGUGUUUUCUAUGUUUCUCUCUGAGUCGUUCUAUAAAUCAAAUCACUUCAACGAUAUCAGCGAAAGAUGACAUUGUGUGUCUUCACGGAAUGAGAGUUAUUAGUAUGUUCUGGAUAAUAAUGGGACAUUCAUUCAGUUUCCAACAAAAAUCGCAAGCACUUGCUGAUAUAUUGUGGGUGUACACCGGUCCCGCUAAAUGGUUUACAAGUCAAGUUAUAUACAGUGCUUACGUCGCCUUAGAUACAUUCUUUUUCCUUGGCGGUCUCCUUGUUGCCUAUACAGGGUUCAAAUACAUGGCAAAGUCUGUUGGAAGAGUGAACUGGUUAAUUGCAAUAGUUCAUCGUUAUCUCAGAAUAACACCGGCAAUGGCCGUCAUGAUUCUUUUAUACACCUUUGUGUACCCGUAUCUUGGUGAGGGACCUUUCUGGCAUUUACGAGUCCAAGAUACCCUAGCCUGUUACGAUUGGUGGUGGACCAACUUCCUUUACAUCAACAAUUUCGUGCCAUCGAAUACAUCCUCCGGGUGCUUAUCCUGGUCGUGGUAUCUUGCCACGGACAUGCAGCUAUUUCUGCUUUCAAUCAUCCUCAUCGUUCUCAUCUGGUGGUUUCCAGUUAUUGGCAUCUUUGUAUUAUGUCUUCUGACAGUCACCAGUAUCAUCAUACGUGCUGUUCUCUUUUCUGUGAGGGAGUACCAAGCAACUCAAUUUGCCAAUGCACUAGUCGGUCAUCAUGGUGAUAUGUCCAUGUUCAUCUUCUCUGUAAAGCCUUAUGCUAAUGCCACGCCAUACUUGAUCGGUAUUGCCAUGGGAUAUAUUCUGCAUAUACUAAAGAACAAAAGAGUUCCAAGAUUGCAUGUGAUCAUAGUUGUACUUGGUUGGUUGACAUCCUUUGCCAUUGGAAUGUCCCUGGUGUAUGGUCUGUAUAGUAUUUUCGAUCACCCAGGGAUGGAGCUCGUUCCUCUGGACAAGACUCUUAAUGUUCUGUAUGGCAGCAUCGGCAAACUUGCCUGGACAUUGGCUAUGUCCUGGGUAGUCUUCUCCUGUCAUCAUGGCUACGGAGGUGUGAUAAAUCGAUUUCUUUCCUGGAGAUUGUGGAUCCCUUUGUCUCGAUUGACGUUCUGUGCGUAUCUACUACAUCCUGCUAUUAUUUAUCUCUUCACUGGAACCGUUACAACGAGCUACAAUGUAACCGUCAUCGAUCAGAGUUUUCUUUUCGCUGGUUUCGUCACGAUCAGCUACUCAGCAGCUUCCAUCCUCUCUUCGUUGAUUGAGAUGCCGAUAGGAAGUCUUCAAAAAAUGUUCCUAAAGAGAUAAUUCAUACUUUGAGUUUUGACACCAAUUAUUGUUUGGUGUAAAAAUAAGUGAAUCUCUGGAAAAUAAUGUUCAACUGAAGAAGCCAAGAAACUCAAACAGUAUAAGCAAUAACAUAACAUGAACUAAGAAGACACGGGAACAUAAUUGAGUUGAACUCGAAGAAGUAUGGUAGGGCACUAGUAUAUUGAAAUGACCCCUGUGCCUCACUAUAACCUCAUAUCAUAAUUAAGUAAAUUAUUUUAUUCAAUUUAAGGAAUAUUAAACAAUCGUAAAAGAGAAUGGAAGAGCUAAUUAAAAUUUACGAGAGCAAUUUAUAAAAGAAUAUCAAUUAAGAGAUAAGUGGAUGGAGAUGAAUAACAUGUUAAUAAUAAUAAUUGUGGCUACUUACCGGUAUAUAGCGCACAGGCCUUAUCUACCUUUCGGUGCUCAUGGCGCUUUAAAAAAAGACCCUGCUAUUAUUGCUAUAAUUUGGAUGAUUAUGUUGAACAAAAUAAUCAGAUGUGAGAAUGAUGAAUGAAUUUGGAGGAUAAAAUAAUAAGGUAUCUUUAUUGUUACUGUAAAAUGAUUGGCAUUCUUUAGCUUGAAAUAUUUUUGAAAUAUAUUUGUUUUUAAUAUGUCCGCUAUUUUUAUGAAGUCAUAGAAAAUGAGGAUAUGUUUAAAAUAAUAUAUGGUGCUAAUGGGUUAUCUAUUUAUCCACUUGCCUACAUGUAUGACUAGAAAAAUUAAGAUUGUUUUCUGUAUGAUUAUACAUCAUUUAAAAUAUCUGAACUAAUGAGAAAUUUAUUUGCUAUGUAUUUUAUUUUGUGUAUUUCUCAAGUAUUGCAUUGUGUGUGUUUUUUUGCAAAACUCAAAAGUUAAUAAGAUAAUUAUGUGCUUUGAAUUUGUUCACGGGGGUAGCGAGUUACAAUGUCAUGAUGAUACAAUUACUUUUUUCAUUGUUGAAUUGUAGAAAAAAAAUUCUUAUUCCAAUCGAUAUGUAAUUGGAGUACUUCAGGGCACAGGCGGAUCCGGGGGGGGGGGCACAGCCGGCCCGCCCCCCCCCCCCCUUUGAAAGGCACAAUUAAACUUUGUACUGUAAAUAUGCCGUUAAAACACAAGUGUCCCCCCUCCCCUUUGACUUUGAAAGUGAGGACCUUUUUUUUUUCUUCUUUUUUGUACUUGCUUGUCAAAUUUUUUCGUGGACCAAAUGUCCUUAAUUUUGGGGUGAAAACCUUUUUUUUUUAACCCUGGAUCCGCCCCUGCUUCAGGUUUUUUUCCCGUUUGCGCUAAAUAUUGGUAUGUUUUACAUUCCAAGCUGUAUUGAUAUUCUAUUUCCAAGGCAGUGUGUGUACUUAUGUUUCUAAUGUGUUAUUAAAAUGUGGCGAUAACACUGGUAUUUCUUUUUUUUUAUACAAAUUCUAUUUUGUUAAUACUUUUUAUAUUAAAAUGAAAAUGUAACUAAA
Lytechinus pictus (painted urchin) is the source of this 4212-nucleotide messenger RNA. RefSeq names its product nose resistant to fluoxetine protein 6-like. Bases 683 to 2770 code for a protein of 695 amino acids. NCBI's taxonomy places the organism in Eukaryota, Metazoa, Echinodermata, Echinoidea, Temnopleuroida, Toxopneustidae. The record is from RefSeq and is a predicted model, not a curated record. Gene Ontology annotation, molecular function: acyltransferase activity, transferring groups other than amino-acyl groups. The transcript is spliced from 16 exons.